Messenger RNA from Pelmatolapia mariae (spotted tilapia), 1258 nucleotides. RefSeq names its product translational activator of cytochrome c oxidase 1 (gene taco1). Bases 73 to 963 code for a protein of 296 amino acids. The record is from RefSeq and is a predicted model, not a curated record. Lineage: Eukaryota; Metazoa; Chordata; Actinopteri; Cichliformes; Cichlidae. The transcript has 6 exons. Gene Ontology annotation, cellular component: mitochondrion.
CUCAACCCGGAAGUACCCGUCUGACAACAAGGGCAGAAGCAGCUGCGUGCUAUCCUGACUUGUCAGCUCGGCAUGGCGGCUCCGGUGCUGCUGCUGUUGAGGGCUCUCCGCCCCCCUGUGUACGCGGCUUCCAGCAGGUUCCCGUCUCUGGAGCCAGUUCUCCCGCCGUCUUCAUGUGUGGUGUCCUCGGGGUGGAGGACUCCUCCUGCCCGGACAUUGCAGCUGUGUCCCGCUUUGUGUGCCGGACAUAACAAGUGGUCAAAGGUGAAGCACGUCAAGGGACCAAAAGAUGAGGCGAGGGGGAGAAUGUUUAUGAAGUUUGGUAUGAUGAUAAGAAUAGCUGUCAAAGAAGGUGGAUCUAACCCAGAGCUGAAUCUAAAUUUGGCCCACAUACUGGAGCAGUGCAGGAGCAAGAACAUGCCCAAAGCAUCCAUAGAUGUUGCAAUCAAGAGUGCGGAAAAGGCCAAACCAGCAUCUCAGCACAUGUUUGAGGCUCGGGGACCCGGCGGGUGUCUGCUGCUUGUCGAAGUCCUAACCGACAACAACUCGCGCACCCACCAGGAAAUCAAACGCCUGCUUAACAAGAAUGGGGGGAUGCUGUCAGACGGAGCCCGGCAUAACUUCCAGAGGAGGGGAGUGGUGGUCGUGCCAGGUCAGAACAUCACCACGGAGAGAGCACUGGAGCUGGCAAUCGAGGCCGGAGCCGAAGACGUCCAAGAGACGGAGGAUGAGGAGGAGAAGCCCCUGCUGCAGUUUCUCUGUGAUGUGGCUGACCUGAAUAAGGUGAGGGCCUCGUUAAAGGAGCUAGGAAUGGAGGUUUUAUCCGCUGGGUUGGAAUUUGUUCCCCGCACACACGCACCCCUGGACGAGGAUCACCUCGAUGCUGCUUCGAUUCUAAUAGAAGCCCUCAAUGACUGCCCAGAUGUAGUCAGAGUGUGGGACAACAUCCAGGCUCACAGCUGAGGACAGUCUCUGGACACUAGGUGGACACUAACUGUGGAAUAUUGGAGACAAAGGAUUUACCAGCUGAUACCUCAUGGAUUAGUGGGUGCCGAUACUGCAUGUUAGUAAGAACAGAGUCUUGAAAUUAAAAUUGAGAGUCUGAAAGUGUGACUGUAUUAGCCUUAUGGAUGUGGUCUCUAUGUGGGGGGAAAGCCAUCCUGAAAUACACUCUGCUGUGGGAAGUGAACUGCAUCUCCAUACUGACGAAAGAAUUCAUCAUGUAAGUUUGUAAAAGUUAUUAAAAGAGGUGUUUUAA